Phalaenopsis equestris is the source of this 1621-nucleotide messenger RNA. RefSeq lists its product as uncharacterized. NCBI's taxonomy places the organism in Eukaryota, Viridiplantae, Streptophyta, Magnoliopsida, Asparagales, Orchidaceae. The record is from RefSeq and is a predicted model, not a curated record. The coding region runs from base 75 to 1499 and encodes 474 amino acids. The transcript has 4 exons.
AUCUUCCGACUUUCUCACAGUCCACAGAUCACCUAUUUAACGACCAGUACUGCAAGGAAAAAAACCAAGCAAACAUGGCCUCCGCUGUCCCUCCUUUGAACAUUACAAGGGUCUCUCCAUGGGCUCCUGCGAGCAGAAACAUGAAGCCAUGGAAGAAUCAGAGAAGCAGCCGGAAGCAUCCCCGCUGCGAGGUCGGAAAUGGAGGCGGCGGCAGGCGCAGCUCGGCUGUGGUUUCGUGGGCGGGGGAAUAUGACCUCUACUCGCUGCUUGGGGUGGGGAGGACCUCGGAGGCGGCGGAAAUAAGGGCGGCGUAUCGUGCGCUGCAGAAACGGUGCCAUCCGGAUGUUGCUGGCCCGGCGGGUCACGACAUGGCCAUUCUUCUCAACCAAAUUUAUUCGCUCCUCUCAGAUCCAGCUUCGCGCAAUGCCUACGAUCGGGAGAGAUCAAAACACUUUGAAUUCCAUGGCUACACUGGUAAACCUAUUUACUCGAGAUGGCUCGGACACGAGGGCGAACACCGAGCGGUAUUCGUCGAUGAGGUCAAGUGCAUUGGGUGCUUGAAAUGUGCCCUCCAUGCAAACAACACAUUUGCCAUCGAAUCAGUUCAUGGUCGUGCAAGAGUAGUGGCACAGUGGGCUGACCCGGAGGACCAAAUCUUCGAUGCAAUCAAAACCUGUCCUGUGGAUUGCAUCUCGGUUGUGGAGAGAUCAGAUCUUGCUGCCCUUGAAUUUCUUAUGUCGAAGCAGCCGCGGGGCAAUGUGAGGAUGACCGGAGGCAACAGUGUAGGGGUACGGGUGGCCAAUGUGUUUGAUGAGGUGAAGAGGUUUCAGAAGAAGUUUGAUGAGAUGAAUGGUCAAGCAUCAGCCAGAAAUUCGCAAGAGGCUGAUCUCCAGAGAAAAUCAAGAGCUUCAGCAAUGGAUGCAGUCAGGUCCAUUUCAAACUGGUUGCAUCGGCAAAAGUUCAGCUCUGGAGAAACUCAAUUAAGCCUUACAGACUCCUCAACAAAAUCAUUACCUCCGAACUCCCAAAAACUGCAAGAAGCUGCAGCCAAACUGAAAGCCAGAGCAGCUGCAGGGUUCUCUAACUGGGCUACAUCCAGCCAUGAACAUGAAGAAGAAUACUGGACGCCAUUGCUUAUCCUUCCAACCCAACCAACCAGAAGCUCAAAUAACUCCUCAGAAUCUCACAAACCACACCGUCGAACAAGUAAUAUAAAUGAAAAGAAGAAGGAAAUAAGCAGCCAAGACAGAACAAAAGCUAUGGAUUUUGGAAUUCCAUUAUCAAUGGCGGUGGUAUCAGUGAUUGUUAAUGGAUCGAAAGGCGGAGAUUCGAGCUUCAGCCAUGGCUUGGAACAGCAUAUUGGGGGGUCAUUGGCUUUGGCAAUUGUCAACAGUUUUGAGCUUCGGGUUAUGUUGGCAGGUAUUACUUGGUUUUUUGUUGGGUUGAUGGUUGUGACAGUAUGUGGGUUUUUUCGAGAGAAAGACAUCUUCAGAAGAUGAAUGAUAUUUGGUUUUUGCUUGUGUAGGUGUGUAGGGUUAUAGAAUUAUACAGAAAUAUGUCAAAAAUAUAUAUUAUUGGAUAGUUAGGAUUUUUAUUCGCUAUAUAAAAGUGGUAUAAACUU